This is a messenger RNA of Dendronephthya gigantea, 690 nucleotides long. RefSeq lists its product as uncharacterized. Lineage: Eukaryota; Metazoa; Cnidaria; Anthozoa; Malacalcyonacea; Nephtheidae. The transcript is spliced from 3 exons. Bases 21 to 584 code for a protein of 187 amino acids. The record is from RefSeq and is a predicted model, not a curated record.
UAUUAUAAUCGACCGACAGUAUGGAUGGCAUAUUAGGAGGAUAUUCUGUAUUCUUUGAUCUUCCUUAUCAAACGGCUUGGAAAAGAUAUAAUCAUAAAAAAUUUUGGAAUGUCAUAAUUCAUUUUGUUACUGCAUGGUUGGCAGUACGGCCAUUGCUGUCCAUACCAGGAAUAUUGUUUCCAACAUUUGUCAAUAUUUUUUUUAUUCUGAUAAUCAUCACCACUUGUGUGGUGCAAGAUCUUACACUUGGGGCAUUAUUUUCCACUGUUUACAUUGUGAUUGCGCUCUAUUCUCUCAGUAUUGAAACAACACUUCUCAGUGCUUUCUUCACACUCUCAUUGAUCCUGGGUUUUCAAAUUGUUAUGGGCCAUUAUGUUGUUGAAAAGGAACAGCCUAUCUUAUCAGAAAAACAAGGAGAUGCAGUAUAUACUGGUCUUACCAUCAUGAAUAGCCUUUUCUUGGAACCAUUUCAUUUCUCUGUACUUGUUUUGAUGAGAGCUAACUUAUUGCCUGACUUACAAUGGAGAUCAGAUCUACAGUUAAAAAGAAUCAUGGAACAUUUGGGUGGUAAAAAAUCUCCAUAACAUGAAACACAUGGAUGUAUAUUUCUGUGCAUAGUGGCAGGGCAAAAGAACUGUUGAUGCACUAUGAUAUGCAUUGUUUUAUGUGGGCGUUAAUCUCUUUUUUUUU